AUGCUUGUGAAGACUGCUCUCACUGCCCUCUUGGGCUUGGCCAUGGUCUCCGACGCAGCUAUUAUUCCCAAUACCGACUCCUCAUCACUCGAGCGAAGACAACCCAACAAGAAGUUCAACAAUAAUCGUGCCCAGUUCAACGGUCAGUUUGGCGGCAACGGCCAAUUUAAUGGAAAUGCUGGCAACAAUGGUCAGAAUGGGAAUGCCAAUAGGGGAGGCAACAACCAAGCCGCCGCCAACACCUGUCUCGCUGCGGGCGCCAUUCAGACGGGUUCUGCAUCAACGGGUCAGAGCGGUGCUACAGCGGCGGAUGGCCAGGUGAACUCCAAGACAGAUAAUGCCAACUUCAUCAACUUCUGCAAUGGCCAGACCUUGACGAACGGUCUACAAGUCAAGACUGGUUCCUGCAACGGCAUCCCCAUGGGCAAGAUCCCUUCCACCGACCGGAUGGUUUCCACCGUUGUCCUCUUCCCCAAGAACAACGACAAUAUUGCAGCCGACCAGACCUUCACCAUCCAGGUCAAACUGAACAACAUUGCGCUAGGUUCCUUCACCAACGCUACCAGCACCUACUACUCAGCUCCUCAGGAUCUCGACGGCACUGGUAGAGUUAUUGGCCACACCCACGUCACCGUUCAGGACACCGGCAACACACUGAACCCCACCGAGCCGCUCGAUGCCCGCCAGUUCGUCUUCUUCAAGGGCAUCAACGAUGCUGGCAACGGAGCGGGUACUCUGUCGACCGACGUGACGGGCGGUCUCCCUGCGGGCAACUAUCGUAUCUGCACCAUGACCUCGGCGGCCAACCAUCAGCCUGUCCUCAUGCCCGUUGCGCAGAGAGGUUCCCAGGAGGAUUGCCGGUACUUUACCGUUUCCGCCACGGCGGCGGCGGCGGCGGUGGUCCACUGA
Sordaria macrospora k-hell is the source of this 909-nucleotide messenger RNA. RefSeq lists its product as uncharacterized. NCBI's taxonomy places the organism in Eukaryota, Fungi, Ascomycota, Sordariomycetes, Sordariales, Sordariaceae. The record is from RefSeq and is a predicted model, not a curated record.